AUGGAUCCAGGUUCGGCUCAGGUCACGCUGACAUCCGAUGGACCACCAAAAAUGUUCACCUUCGACGGCGCCUAUUUCAUGGACUCAACUGGAGAGCAGAUUUACAACGAUAUCGUCUAUCCACUGGUUGAGAAUGUCAUUACCGGCUACAACGGCACCGUAUUCGCGUAUGGCCAAACAGGCUCAGGGAAAACAUUCUCCAUGCAAGGUUAG
Cooperia oncophora is the source of this 213-nucleotide messenger RNA. Lineage: Eukaryota; Metazoa; Nematoda; Chromadorea; Rhabditida; Trichostrongylidae. The record is from the annotation of a GenBank genome assembly.